UGAGAUCGACUUUUGGCAUGUGACCUAAGUAAUACCUCAGACUCGGGUAUGGCAGCCCCACCAACGCUGGCCACCCCUGCCGUCGUUUUCUCUUCUCUACCACCAUGAGUCUUUUCUUUGACUCGCCCUUUUCCGUCCAUGCUGCCUUCAUCGUCAGGGAAGAUGCCGAGCAGUCAGACGACACUGUCCUUGUCGGUCACGACCUCUGGGAUGCAUUAUCCAAUCAAGACGCGUCGUCAACCUACAGAAUCGGUGUAUCGAUAUCGAGUCUCGUCAAGCGCACCUCGGGAUCCCAGAUUUCACUUUCAGCUGUCUCAUGCUGGGCUGUUCUCGACGACAACAUCACAGCGGGACAAAUAGCUAUUCCUCAAGCAUGGAUCAGCAUAUAUCCUCGUGUUUUUUACCCCUCUAUGCGGAAGCCAUCCAGUCCACCCUGCCUUUCCGUCUCGCCGGUUCAUCUACUACCUCUCACGGAAGUCUUUGUUACUGCAUUAUCUCAAGAAGCCUAUGACAUGGCCCAAGCUCACCAGACGCAGCUCGAAACUUGGUUUUCCCAAGGGCAUAAGAUCCUGCGACAAGGUACAGUGUACACAUGUAACGCCAAUAGCCUAGGACGCGUGAAUGGCUACAUCAACCACGAAAUGAAGUCGCUCAAGUAUCGUCUAGACACGUUGGAGCCCGUCUUGCAAGGAUUUUCAGACAAAGGGCAUACCGCCUUCGUUAUAUGUCCGUUAGCAGACGAGAAUCUUGACCCCACUGCGUCGGAAUCCGAAGAAAGCACAGAUUUAGAGAGAAUAGAAAUUGGCGAAGAUUUCUUAGCAAGUUCGGCGGGUCUCUCUUUCGAUUUCCCCUCCGAUACAGAAAUUGAGUUUGAAGACCAUCUUGACAAUAUGCACUGUAGCGGACAACACCACUCUUCACCUCAAUCUACGUUUCAUGUUAAACCAUUAUUGGAGCCAAUCCAAGAGCGCCUGGAUGACUACACUCUUUAUAUCCGAACAUCCGAUCUUGGUCGCGUCGGUGUCCUCAACGGCGAGUGGGCCGUAGUACAUUUGGCAGGCUCUUCAAAAUAUCGCCUUGUUAGGGUUGUUGCCGAUGACAGCAUAAUCUCUUCAACUGGUUGUGCUCUAGGCUCCUCCGUCCUCCUCCAUAACAUUUGCGGAGAAUCUAGUCCUUCACUAUCAUCCACUAUCCAGCUUCAUCCUAGCCCUUUCGGUUCAGGGAGACCCACAAUACCCGUCGCCCGAUCUAUAACUGUUGCUCGGGUGGCCUCACCCAUAUCAGUGGAUCGCACAUAUCAGACCCUAUUUGUGACCGCUUUACAACGUCAUUUCGAGGGCGCACCGACUUUGGUUAAAGCAGGAGACAUAAUUGCCGUUGCUCUGAAUACCGACGAUCAAUAUGACAAUGCGGAGUGUGACAGAUACCCAUUAUCAGAUUCUGCACCGGGCCGUGCAAAUGAGGCGGUCUUCUUCGUGCUAACCAACAUUGACCACGACGUAAUAUCUAACGAGGCAGUUUCUCUAUCACCGGACGCUUAUGCCGGGGCAACACUCGGCGAACUGGGAUGCUGGUUCGAUUCUUCUGUGACGCGCAUGGUACAAACCGGAGUGGAACAUUGUCGGGUACCGGACGCUUCUGCAUAUCUUGGCUUAGAUGUUCAACCAAAAGCUUUAUCGUACCCUACCAUCUCUGAUCCAGAUUCUUCCUUUGGAAAACUAUUCUCUAUUGCAUCAGUGGUACUGGGGAAGCACAGCGUCUCUUAUAAUCUUCCCCUCUCUUUUCUGCUUAGUGGCGCGCGGGGAACUGGCAAAUAUACUUCUGCCCGUAGCGUGGCGCGCCUACUCGGUAUGCAUGUUCUCGAAAUAAAUUGUUACGACGCUGUGGGUGACAAUGAUACGCAGACCGAGGGUUUACUCCGGGCGCGGUUUGAGAAGGCCACAGACUGCUCUCCUUGCCUUCUCAUCCUACGGCAACUUGAUGGGCUGACCAGUAAUUCUCAAGGUCCUGAUUCGAAAACAGGAUCUCCAAUGAUUAAUGUGCUCCGAGAUUGCCUUGAUCUUGUGCAUCAGAGCUGGAAGAUAACGGGUUAUCCUGUUAUGAUAUGUGGUAUCACAAAUGAAUCUUCUAAGCUGCCCCCAGCAUUCGUCGCUCUUUUCAAGCAUGAAAUCACCUUCGAGGCUCCAAAUGAAGUUGAACGGUACGAGAUACUACAAUCUCAACUUGCAGGCAAAGUGGUAGCCCCCGACGUCUCUGUGUCCGCUUUGGCAACACAAACAGCAGCCUUGGUGGCUGGAGAUCUGGUAGAUCUGGUAGUACGUGCGGAAGCAGCUUCGAUCGAGCGUGCGGGCUCAAAUGGGGAUUACGAACAUGUUUCCGAUAUAAUCCAAGCAGGAGUUGCACUAUCGAAUUCAGACUUUGAAGGGGCCCUCGGGAAAGCCAGAGCAUCGUAUUCCGAAGGCAUUGGUGCGCCGAAGAUCCCUAACGUUUCUUGGGACGAUGUCGGUGGUCUGGCUCACGUCAAAUCCGAUAUUCUCGACACGAUACAAUUACCGUUGGACUACCCCGAUCUCUUCUCAGACGGGUUCAAGAAGCGAUCAGGUAUUCUUCUCUACGGACCUCCUGGAACAGGGAAAACCUUAGUGGCCAAGGCUGUAGCUACGUCCUUUGCGCUUAACUUCUUCUCCGUCAAAGGCCCUGAGCUGCUUAAUAUGUACAUCGGAGAAUCGGAGGCCAAUGUACGGCGUAUCUUCCAGCGUGCACGAGAUGCAAAGCCAUGCGUCAUAUUCUUCGACGAGCUCGAUUCGAUAGCUCCAAAGAGAGGCAAUCACGGUGACUCGGGAGGUGUCAUGGAUCGUAUCGUUAGUCAACUUUUGUCUGAACUGGACGGCAUGUCGGGAAGUGGAGGCUCGGAUGUCUUUGUCAUUGGUGCUACCAAUCGACCUGAUCUAUUAGAUGCUGCAUUACUGCGCCCUGGAAGAUUUGAUCGUAUGUUGUAUCUAGGUGUAAGCAAAACGCACGAAGAACAGCUGCACAUUCUCGAAGCACUGACAAGAAAAUUCCGCCUUCACCCCGAUUUCGAUUUGAGUGUUCUGGCUGAGCGAUGUCCCUUCAAUCUCACUGGUGCCGACUUCUAUGCACUAUGUUCCGACGCUCUUUUAAACGCCAUGACGCGCAAGGCAGAAGAAUUGGAACAGACAAUCACUCGGCUAAACAGCCAACCCGGUGUACAUCAGCAUCCAUACCCUUUGACUCCCCAAUAUUAUUUAGCGGAGGUUGCAUCUCAAGAAGAGAUCAAUGUCAUAGUAACCGAAGGCGAUUUCACGCUUGCUCUCAAUCACUUGGUUCCCAGUGUUAGUGACGCUGAAAUGAGGCAUUAUGCCAAUAUCCAGCAACAAUUUUCGCUUGACCGAUCGGCGCGACCGCAGUCGACGAACUCGGAGUAG
Molecule: messenger RNA, 3446 nt
Organism: Desarmillaria tabescens
Lineage: Eukaryota; Fungi; Basidiomycota; Agaricomycetes; Agaricales; Physalacriaceae
Product: AAA-domain-containing protein
Exons: 13
Coding region: 105-3446 (1113 amino acids)
Biological process (GO): protein import into peroxisome matrix
Cellular component (GO): peroxisomal membrane; cytosol
Molecular function (GO): ATP binding; ATP hydrolysis activity
Source: RefSeq, a predicted model, not a curated record